Messenger RNA from Perca fluviatilis (European perch), 1116 nucleotides. Its product is annotated as vegetative cell wall protein gp1-like. The record is from RefSeq and is a predicted model, not a curated record. The transcript has 3 exons. The annotation marks the transcript as partial. Lineage: Eukaryota; Metazoa; Chordata; Actinopteri; Perciformes; Percidae.
CAGACCCAGCCACAGCCCCAGCCACAGCUCCAGCCACAGCCCCAGCCACAGCCCCAGCCAAAGCCACAGCCCAAGCCCCAGCCACAGCCCAAGCCCCAGCCCCAGCCCCAGCCCCAGCCCCAGCCCCAGCCCCAGCCACAGACACAGCCCAAGCCACAGCCACAACCACAACCACAGCCACAAACCCAGCCACAGCCCAAGCCACAGCCCCAGCCAUAGCCACAGCCCCAGCCCAAGCCAUAGCCCCAGCCACAGCCCCAGCCACAGCCCAAGCCCCAGCCACAGCCCAAGCCCAAGCCACAGCCACAGCCCCAGCCACAGCCCCAGCCCCAGCCACAGCCACAGCCACAGCCCCAGCCGCCCGCCCCCCCCCCCCCCACCCCCCCCCCCCCCCCCCCCCCCCGCCCCCAGCCCCAGCCCCAGCCCCAGCCCCCGGAACGGCCAGCAGAUACACAGCCCCAGCCACAGCCCAAGCCCCAGCCACAGCCCAAGCCACAGCCCCAGCCACAGCCCAAGCCCAAGCCCAAGCCACAGCCCCAGCCCCAGCCCCAGCCCCAGCCACAGCCACAGCCACAGCCCAAGCCCAAGCCACAGCCCCAGCCCCAGCCCCAGCCCCAGCCCCAGCCCAAGCCCCCAGCCCCAGCCCCAGCCCAAGCCCGCCACAGCCCCAGCCCCAGCCCCCAGCCCCAGCCCCAGCCCAAGCCCAAGCCACAGCCACAGCCACAGCCCCAGCCCCAGCCACAGCCCAAGCCCCAGCCACAGCCACAGCCAAAGCCACAGCCCCAGCCACAGCCCCAGCCCCAGCCCCAGCCCCAGCCCCAGCCCCAGCCCCAGCCCCAGCCCAAGCCCCAGCCCCAGCCACAGCCCCAGCCACAGCCACAGCCACAGCCACAGCCACAGCCACAGCCACAGCCACAGCCACAGCCACAGCCCCAGCCACAGCCCAAGCCACAGCCAAAGACCCAGCCCCAGCCCCAGCCCCAGCCCCAGCCCCAGCCACAACCACAGCCACAGCCACAACCACAGCCACAGCCACAGCUCCAGCCACAGUCCCAGCCACAACCACAGCCACAGCCACAACCACAACCACAGCCACAGCAGAGAGGAUCAUCUUGA